Xenopus laevis (African clawed frog) is the source of this 5951-nucleotide messenger RNA. It is a transcript of the gene wdr33.S, whose product is annotated as WD repeat domain 33 S homeolog. The transcript is spliced from 22 exons. Gene Ontology annotation, biological process: mRNA 3'-end processing. The record is from RefSeq and is a predicted model, not a curated record. NCBI's taxonomy places the organism in Eukaryota, Metazoa, Chordata, Amphibia, Anura, Pipidae. Bases 276 to 5228 code for a protein of 1650 amino acids. Gene Ontology annotation, cellular component: mRNA cleavage and polyadenylation specificity factor complex; nucleus.
GCCCUAGCGCUGGUGGCGCCAAGGUGAUGACGUCACGUGCGUCUGACGGCGCUGCGCAGAGUGCGGCUUGGAAAUGGCGGUCGGGCUUCAGGCCUGGAGCGGCGGGUUCGUGUAAAACAUAAACAACACCAAGGGCCUUUGCCCCCGAGGGUACCGGAGUCUAAAUAUUGCAGCCGCUGGUCGGAGCCUAAGGAGGGUGUAAAGACGGAUGUAGUCAUUUAUUGUGCAGCCUCAGUUUGUUCAGAUUCUGUGUCAAGACCCAAGUUAACAUCACAAUGGCAACAGAAAUUGGAUCCCCACCUCGCUUCUUUCAUAUGCCUCGGUUUCAGCAUCAGGCUCCCAGACAGCUCUUCUAUAAGCGACCUGACUAUGCCCAGCAACAAGCCAUGCAGCAGCUCACCUUUGAUGGCAAACGUAUGCGAAAAGCUGUGAACCGCAAGACUAUAGACUACAACCCCUCCGUCAUCAAGUACUUGGAGAACCGUGUUUGGCAGAGAGAUCAGAGAGAUAUGAGAGCUAUUCAGCCAGAUGCUGGUUACUACAAUGAUCUUGUUCCACCUAUUGGGAUGAUUAAUAAUCCUCUGAAUGCUGUCACUACAAAGUUUGUUCGCACUUCUACCAAUAAAGUAAAAUGCCCUGUGUUUGUGGUCAGGUGGACUCCAGAGGGUCGACGGUUGGUUACUGGAGCCUCUAGUGGAGAAUUCACUUUGUGGAAUGGGCUUACCUUCAAUUUUGAGACUAUUUUGCAGGCUCAUGACAGCCCAGUUCGAGCCAUGACAUGGUCCCAUAAUGACAUGUGGAUGCUGACUGCUGAUCACAGCGGCUAUGUCAAGUAUUGGCAAUCAAAUAUGAACAACGUCAAGAUGUUCCAGGCGCAUAAGGAGGCGAUUAGAGAGGCCAGUUUCUCACCUACGGAUAAUAAAUUUGCCACGUGUUCAGAUGAUGGGACAGUUAGGAUAUGGGACUUUCUACGUUGCCAUGAGGAGAGAAUACUACGAGGACAUGGUGCAGAUGUAAAGUGUGUUGACUGGCACCCAACUAAAGGACUUCUUGUCUCUGGAAGCAAAGACAGCCAACAGCCAAUAAAAUUCUGGGAUCCCAAAAAUGGACAGAGCCUUGCAACACUACAUGCACACAAGAACACAGUUAUGGAAGUGAAAUGGAACUUGAACGGGAAUUGGCUGCUCACUGCUUCACGAGAUCAUCUCUGUAAACUCUUUGACAUCCGCAACCUUCGUGAAGAGCUACAGGUUUUUCGAGGCCACAAAAAAGAGGCCACAGCUGUUGCCUGGCAUCCAGUGCAUGAGGGUCUGUUUGCUAGUGGAGGAUCUGAUGGCUCAUUGCUGUUCUGGAAUGUUGGAGUGGAGAAGGAAGUUGGUGGCAUGGAAAUUGCACAUGAAGGAAUGAUCUGGAGUCUUGCAUGGCAUCCUUUAGGGCAUAUUCUGUGCUCAGGAUCUAAUGACCACACCAGCAAAUUCUGGACAAGAAAUCGACCUGGGGAUAAAAUGCGUGAUCGUUACAAUUUGAACUUACUCCCUGGCAUGUCAGAGGAUGGAAUGGAAUACGAUGAUGUUGAGCCCAAUAAUUUAGCUAUUAUCCCUGGAAUGGGAAUCCCUGAGCAACUGAAAAUGGCUAUGGAGCAGGAACAAAUGGGUAAAGAAGAGUCAAGUUCUGUGGAGAUGACCAUACCAGGGCUUGACUGGGGGAUGGAAGAAGUAAUGCAAAAAGACCAGAAGAAAGUUCCUCAGAAAAAGGUUCCCUAUGCUAAACCCAUUCCGGCUCAGUUCCAGCAGGCAUGGAUGCAAAACAAAGUACCGCUAAUGCCACCGUCAGAAGGAGUUCCUGACCGUAAGGAAGAGAAAAUGUCUGAUGAAAAGAAGAAGAACCAGGCAGAGAUUGAACAGGAGAUGGCAGCUUUACAAUAUACCAAUCCUCAGCUGCUGGAGCAACUAAAGAUAGAAAGAAUAGCACAGAAGCAAGCUGAGACACCUGGGCAACUUCAGGGUCUCCCAUCUCCGUUGGGUGGACCUUCACAUGGGCCCUCAACAUUCCAGGCUCCAGGACCUCAGCCACAGCAAACGCAAAGAUUCCAGCAGCCCCACCCCCCACAGCAGAUGAAUGUGCAACAUGGUCCUGCAGGACAGUUUCUUCCACAAGGAUCUCAAGCAGCCCCAGGUCCACAAAAUUUUAUGGUUUCUGGUCCACAGGGGGUGAGGUCUCAAGAAAUGCAUCCUGGUGCAAGUAGACUACCAGUUCCUCAUGGACCAAUUGGUGCACAAGGUCCCCCAGUUAACUCUGGGCCACAAAAUCAGUUAGGGCCUCAGGGGCCAUCUGGUCCUAGACCUAUUCAAGGAAUGUCCUCUCACCAUAGCAUGCAAGGGGCACCUGGUCCUCAAGGACCUCUUAUGGGAGUUACUCCAAGGGAAGGUCCGAUGCCACAUGGACUUCGAGAAAGCUCAGGCCCUAAUCAAGGUAUGGCAAUAGUGCAUCCAGCACAAGACAUGAGAGGCCCCUCUGGAGCAAUAGUUGGACAUGGACAAGAUAUGCGGAGCCCUAUGGAACUGAGAGGGCCCUCAGAUAUGCGAGGACCACAGGAAAUGAGAGGUCCUGCAGACUUAAGAGGACCCAAUGAUAUGCGGGGCCCUCAGGAUAUGAGAGGGGGCCCUGACAUGCGAGGCCCUCAAGAUAUCAGGGUACCAAUGGAUAUGCGUGGUCCUCAGGAUAUGAGAGGUCCUCAUGAUAUACGUGGUCCUCAAGACAUGAGGAGUCCCUCUGGUAUGGGUGGUCCUCAAGAUAUUAGGGGACCUCCAGAUUUGCGUGGGGCUCAGGAUAUUAGGGGACCCCAUGAUAUGCGUGGACCCCAAGAUAUGAGGGGUCCAUCUGAUAUCAGAGGCCCACAAGAUAUGCGGGGGCCCCAAGACAUGAGAGGACCCCAUGAUAUCAGGGGCCCCACAGAUAUGCGUGGCCCUCAGGAUAUGAGGGGACCCCCAGAUAUGCGUGGCCCUCAGGAUACAAGAGGACCCCCAGACAUGCGUGGCCCUCAGGAUCUUAGGGGACCCCCAGACAUGCGUGGCCUUCAGGAUAUAAGAGGACCUAUGGACAUGCGUGGCCCACAAAACAUGAGGGGUCCAGCUGACAUGCGUGGCCCCCAAGAUAUGAGGGGUAUGCCUGACAUGCGAGGUCCACAGGAUAUGAGAGGUCCUCCUGACAUGCGUGUCCACCAAGAUAUGCGGGGACCACCUGAUAUGCGUGGUCCACAAGAUAUGCGGGGACCUCCUGAUAUGCGUGGUCCACAAGAUAUGCGGGGACCUCCUGAUAUGCGUGGUCCACAAGAUAUGCGGGGACCACCUGAUAUGCGUGGUUCACAAGAUAUGCGAGGUCCACCUGACAUGCGUGGUCCUCAAGAAAUGCGAGGACAUCCUGAUAUGCGUGGCCCUCAAGAUAUGCAAGGACCUCCAGAUAUGCGUGGUCCACCUGACUUGCGUGGUCCUCAGGAUAUGAGGGGUCAUCCAGAAAUGCGUGGACACCCAGAUAUGCGCGGCCUUCAGGACAUAAGAGGCGGUCCGGACUUGCGAGGUCCACCAGACAUGCGUGGACCUCAUGAUUUAAGGGGACCUCCUGAAAUGCGUGGACAUCACGAUAUAAGAGGUCAACCUGAAAUGCGUGGUCAUCAGGAUAUGAGGGUUCCCCCUGAUAUGCGCCAUCAAGAUAUGAGAGGCCCGCAGGAGAUGAGAAGACCAAAAGAUAUGAGAGCAUCCCAUGAUAUGCGUGGCCCUCAGAAUAUGAGGGGCAUGCCAGACCAUGGACCACAAGAAAUAAGAGCAUCCCCUGAUCUGAGAAGCCCUCAGGAUUUGCGAAAUCUACAGGAUAGUAGGGGACCUGCUGACAUUGGUGGCCCCCAGGAUUUAAGAGGCCCUCAACCUGGACUUUCACAAGGAAACUCCCAAGGACCUCAUAGCCAGCAGAACACGGCACGAGCAUCUCACCCAGCACAACAAAAGGCACCAUUACUGGGAGAUGGACCCAGGCCUUUUAACCAGAGUGGAAAAGGUCAGGCCCCACCUCCCCUGAUCCCUGGCCUAGGAUCACAGAGUUCACAAGGACGUGGCCAUCAAGGUCCAAGCCCUAACAAAGGUGACAUCCGUGGUCCUCCAAACCAUCAGUUAGGCGCACAACCAGACCGAAGACGUGAGCAAAGCCCUGACCAUGGCCCAUUCCAUGGCGGACAAGAGUGGGGUGAUUCCCGAGACAACAGAGGACCUUCUGACAGACGGGGCCCUCACCCUGAUUCUCACGAGAGGCCAGAAGAUUUUCCUCCAGAUGAUCGGUAUGGUCCACGGGGGCGUGAAUUUGAUGGAAGAGGUGGAGGUUCUUCCUCUCAGGAUGACAAGUGGAGACGUGGGGGACCUGCUUCACAGUUUCCUUCUAACCACAGAGAUUUUCCAGACAGAGAGAACAGGGAUUCAAAUCGCUGGGAGGGUAGAAGGCAUUCAGAGGAGAGAUAUAACCGAGAAUCAGAGGAUGGAAGGUUACGAGGACAAAGGGAUGAAGCUUUUCACAGGGCUGGUCCACAAAGGCGUGAAGGGCGUGGGUCCCGAGGGAGUGAAGGGUUUGCUAACCCAGAGGAAUUUGGUCCUGAUGACAAUUUUGACUCCAAAGAUGAACCAGUAAGAGGCAGAGAUGGAGGCAGAGGUCGUGGCCGAGGCUCCCAAAGGGAAGGAAGAAAAGGACUGCUUCCUACCCCAGAACAAUUCACUGGAUCAGACCGGGCACCUAACCAUCAGUCCCGAGAAUCAAGAGACGCUGGACCUGAUCACUUUCCUAACAGUCCUCGCCGUGACAUUCCUACUCCUGAUGGUCAUUCCCCAGCCAGCAGGGAGCGAUCUUCUUCACUGCAGGGCAUGGACAUGGCUUCAUUACCCCCACGCAAAAGGCCCUGGCACGAUGGCCCUGGUACACCUGACCACAGGGACAUGGACACAGCAGGGGGGGCACCAGAAGAACCUGUAAAAGCAGCCCGUGAGAGCUCAGGCCCUUCAUCGAGGUCUCAACGGCCAAGUCGCUCUAGCUCCCAGGAGCAAGAAGAGGGCUCAUCUAGGGGUACGCGCGGAACAGGAAGCUGGGGAAGAGGGGGCUCUAGAGCAAACAGCAACAUGAACUCCAGUCAGUCAUGGAGAGGAGGUCCUAGGGGAAGUAGCAGCAGCAGUGGAGGUGGGAGGAGUCGGUAGGAAUUACUCAAUUCAGUGAAAUGACUCUCUCCUCCUCGGCCUCCAAGUCCAUAUUGGACCAAACAUAUUGUGACUUAUAUACGGGAACCCCAUAGCAGUGUCUGUUAUUAAGAGGAGCCUCUUUUGGAGCUGUGUGACCCUGCACACAGUAGCUGGAUGCACUGGAAACGUAUGUCUGUCAAACAAAGAUUAAAAGCCUCAUGGACAAUAAUCGGAAAUCAUCACAUCGGUUUUCUUCUGUUUAUGUUAAGUACUUUUGCUCUCAUGUCAGAGCUGGCAUCCUCUCCUUCCGCCACUUCCUAGUAUAUAAAUGGAUAUUUCUAUGUGUACAGUUUGUCAAGAAAUGAUUUGUUUUUGUAUGCAAUGCAGAAUGUAAUCUGAGCAAGAAUUACCAAUGAAAAAGAAAGCUGCCUAAUCUUAUUUCAUGUUCUGAAUAUGAAAAAUCCACUGGGAUGUGUAUGCGUCUAUACACAUAGGUCAAAGUGUGGACAGAGUGCUGCGUUCCAACACCUGGAUACAUAUUAUAUUGUAUAAAAAGCAUAUUAUGUUGACAUGGGCAUCAAAGUAAUAAUUGGCAGGGCUGGUGUCUACACCAUAAAGCAUGCUGACACUUCUUUUUCUCCUCUCUUUACAAUGUCUGUAUAAGUGAGUAUUGUAGGGAGCAAAUGACCAAAGAAGUGUUGUCUGUGGUGCAGACAGGAAUAAACUGGGCAGUUUGUUUUA